Sporisorium graminicola is the source of this 1440-nucleotide messenger RNA. RefSeq lists its product as uncharacterized. Lineage: Eukaryota; Fungi; Basidiomycota; Ustilaginomycetes; Ustilaginales; Ustilaginaceae. Gene Ontology annotation, biological process: phospholipid catabolic process. Gene Ontology annotation, molecular function: hydrolase activity, acting on ester bonds. The coding region runs from base 1 to 1440 and encodes 479 amino acids. The record is from RefSeq and is a predicted model, not a curated record. The transcript has a single exon.
AUGAAGGCACCUAUCGCUACUGCUGCUGCUGUUACUGCUGCUAUCGUGGCUGCUGGCGUUUCGGCCGGCCCCAUAGAGAAGCGUGCUCGUCUCGGUCUCACUUUCGUUCCUCCUUCCACCUCCCCCCUUGCCCAGUCGUCUAACUAUGUUGGCUACAACAACGCUUCGCUCCCCAAGCGCGAAGUCGUUCCCGGCAAGGCCUUCGACCGCAUCAUCCAGAUCUGGCUCGAGAACACCGACUAUGCUGCCGCAAUCAGUACGCCUGCUAUGCAAGCUCUUCUGCCUCAGGGUGUCCUCUUGGACAACUACUAUGCUGUGACUCACCCGAGUGAACCCAACUACAUCGCCUCGGUCGCAGGUGACUUUUUCGGGCUCGGUGAUGAUACCUUCAACCACAUUCCUACCAACAUUACCACUCUCUUUGACCUCCUCGACGACGGUGGCAAGGCAGGCAAACCCAUCAGCUGGGCUUGCUACCAGGAAAACCUCCCCUACGAUGGCUUCACCGGCUUCAACUACUCCAGCCACAACUACAUCACCACUGGAGCACCCGACUACACCUACUACGUUCGCAAGCACAAUCCUUGUGCCAUCAUGGACUAUGUCUCGGGCAACAAGUCGCGCGCCAUCAACAACCGCAACUUCAACGACCUCGUGGCUGACGUCGGCAACAACACGGUCCCGCAGUGGGUUUUCAUUACCCCGAACAUGGUCAACGAUGGACACGACACCACAGCUGCCUUCUUCUCCAACUGGACCAGCUACUUCCUGACUCCGAUGCUCAAGGAGCCCAAGUUCAACAACAACCGAACGCUCGUGCUGCUCACCUUUGAUGAGAACGACAGCUACACGGCCAACAACCAGAUCUUCACCAUCGCUCUCGGUGGCGCUGUUCCCGCCAACCUCAAGAACACUAGCGACCACACCUACAUGACCCACUACUCGCCUCUGUCCUCGGUCGAGGCCAACUGGAACCUCAAGUCGCUCGGCCGUGGGGACACCAACAAGACCAUGGCCAACGUGUUCCCCUUCUGGGCCGACACCUUUGGAUACCAGAACACCCAGAUCGACGACUCUGAUGUCCCACAGACCAACCUCACUGGCAUCUUCCCGGGUCCGCUCAGCCCUACGGCUAACACGCUCUUCUACGCUCCCGACAAUGUCAGCGUCGUCGGUGCUGGUGGUCAGCCCGUCCUCGUCAAGAGCGGCCUCAAUGUCUCCCAGACUCUGGCUACCUUGCCGCGUACCAACUUGACCGCUUUGGGCCAGAAGCCCGUGUGGAACACGGACCCCGCCUACAACAACGUCAACGUCUCGACUGCCAACGCCACUGCUGCUGGUACUUCGUCCGCCAAGACCAACGCUGGUGCUAAGCCUGUCCUGGCUACCACCGGUAUUCUCGCUGCGACUGCUGGUGCUGCCUUUGCCUUGCUCCUUUGA